This is a messenger RNA of Pteropus alecto (black flying fox), 648 nucleotides long. It is a transcript of the gene NEUROG3, whose product is annotated as neurogenin 3. Lineage: Eukaryota; Metazoa; Chordata; Mammalia; Chiroptera; Pteropodidae. The record is from RefSeq and is a predicted model, not a curated record. The transcript has a single exon. The coding region runs from base 1 to 648 and encodes 215 amino acids. Gene Ontology annotation, molecular function: protein dimerization activity.
AUGGCACCUCACCCCUUGGGUGCGCCAGCUGUCCAAGUAACCCACGAGACGGAGCAGCCCUUUCCCGGCGUAUCGAACGAGGAAGUGACCUGCGUUGCGUCCGCUCUGCCCAGCCCCACUCGCGUGCCGGGCGACUGCGCCGAGGCGGAAGGGGGUGGCUGCCGAGGGGCUGCCAGGAAGCUCAGGGCACGGCGUGGGGGCCGCAGCCGGCCUAAGAGUGAGUUGGCUCUGAGCAAGCAGCGACGGAGCCGACGGAAGAAAGCCAAUGACCGCGAGCGCAAUCGGAUGCACAACCUUAACUCCGCACUGGACGCGCUGCGCGGCGUCUUGCCCACCUUCCCGGAUGAUGCGAAGCUCACCAAGAUCGAGACGCUGCGCUUCGCCCACAACUACAUCUGGGCGCUGACGCAGACGCUGCGCAUAGCGGAUCACAGCCUCUAUGGGCUGGAGCCGCCCGCACUGCCCUGCGAGGAGCUGGGCAGCCCGGACGGCGGCUCCCGGGGAGACUGGGGCUCCGUCUACUCGCCCGUCUCUCAGGCAGGCAGCCUGAGCCCCGCUGCAUCGCUGGAGGAGCGACCCGGGCUGCAGGCGCCUGCCUCCCCUGCUUGUCCGCGCCCCGGCGCCCUGGCUUUUUCAGACUUUCUAUGA